CAAACGCACCGUAGCUUUACUUGACUAUGUAGGAUUUACGGAAGAGUCGUUCCAGGCGUGGCUCAGGAACUUCCGUCUUUUACAGCGCAAAAAUGACAGCGACUCUGCGCCCCUACUUAAACGCUGUGAGGGCCACUCUGCAGGCAGCCCUCUGUCUGGAGAACUUCUCCUCUCAGGUGGUGGAGCGUCACAACAAGCCAGAGGUGGAGGUCAGGAGCAGUAAGGAGCUUCUACUUCAGCCUGUGGUGAUCAGCCGCAAUGACAAGGAGAAGGUUCUCAUUGAGGGAUCCAUCAACUCUGUCAGAGUCAGCAUUGCUGUCAAGCAGGCUGAUGAGAUCGAGAAGAUCCUUUGCCACAAGUUCAUGCGCUUCAUGAUGAUGAGAGCGGAGAACUUCUUCAUUCUGAGGAGGAAACCAGUAGAGGGAUAUGAUAUUAGCUUCUUGAUUACCAACUUCCACACGGAGCAGAUGUACAAACACAAGCUGGUGGACUUUGUCAUCCACUUCAUGGAGGAGAUCGACAAGGAGAUCAGCGAGAUGAAACUGUCCGUUAACGCCAGGGCCCGUAUUGUUGCUGAAGAAUUCCUCAAGAACUUCUGAUGACAGUGUUGUCCUCGGUCCAGUACAAGCCUGGGAACACUCAAAAGAGCCAAUCGGCACGAGAGAGGAGAACUAAAGGAGUAAACAGCCAAUCAGCGAGGAGAUGAGAGGAACGUGACCAAUCUGGCAAUGACAGCCUUUGCACCCGUCUGGAGUAUUUCCCUGUACUCAUGAAUAUCGAUUACUGUAUAUAAUGAAAUAUUUACCAGUUUCAUUUUCAGCCACUUAGAACAAAUCCCCAAACAAAGGCGGGUCCUUAAAAGUAUUAAUCAAGUUGAUAGCCAUGAUUACAGGGGCAUUAAGGACGUGUUGUUGCAAGUGAAACAACCAGGUUUUUGUAUUUUGUGUAUGUGAGUCUGUAUGUUCUGUCACUGCUGUUUCAAAUUCGUCUCCAAAAAUUUCUCUGUUCAGGACAUACAUGUUUGAGGAAAUAGUCUGUGUGGCAUUAAAUCACAUGGAGAUGUCUGUAAAAAGAAAAAACAAAAAACGGCUACAAUAACCCCACAGUGAAAGAUAAUAAAAGUCAGUUGUUUGUA
Stegastes partitus (bicolor damselfish) is the source of this 1135-nucleotide messenger RNA. It is a transcript of the gene arpc4l, whose product is annotated as actin related protein 2/3 complex, subunit 4, like. Gene Ontology annotation, cellular component: actin cytoskeleton; Arp2/3 protein complex. Gene Ontology annotation, biological process: actin filament polymerization; Arp2/3 complex-mediated actin nucleation. Gene Ontology annotation, molecular function: actin filament binding. The transcript has 6 exons. Lineage: Eukaryota; Metazoa; Chordata; Actinopteri; Pomacentridae. The record is from RefSeq and is a predicted model, not a curated record. The coding region runs from base 93 to 599 and encodes 168 amino acids.